AUGGCAAGACCUUCUUCCAUAGAUUCAACUUUUGAUGGGGAAAUUCGAGUUGUGCUGAUUGGAAAGACUGGGAAUGGGAAGAGUGCGUCUGGUAACACCCUCCUGAACCAAAACGUGUUUGCUUCAGUCCUCUCUCCAUCUUCAGUCACUUCAGAGUCCCAAAAGUCCAGAGGGACAGUCCAUGGGCGGAGGCUUGCUGUCAUUGACACCCCAGGGAUCUUUGACACCAAAUACAAAGAAAAGGAGGUUGUGCAAAAGUUGAAGACGUGUAUUUCCAUGUCUGCUCCUGGACCCCAUGCCUUCCUCAUUGUGAUAAACCUGACACGGUUCACCGAAGAGGAGCAGAAGUCAGUGGAACUCAUCCAGCAUUUGUUUGGGCCCAAAGCCACAGAGUACUCCAUGGUCCUCUUCACACAUGUUCUGGCCUUUGCUGAAGCGGGUGUGGCGAUUGGCACAGGGGCAGGUACUGUCUGCGGUCCGGUCGGUAUGGGUGUGGGGGCAGUGGUGGGGGGUCUGGCCGGGGUCGCAUUAGGAUUGGUACCAGCUGCAGUAGUCGCCAUCAAAAACCAGUGUGUUACACAGUAA
Messenger RNA from Knipowitschia caucasica, 585 nucleotides. The record is from the annotation of a GenBank genome assembly. NCBI's taxonomy places the organism in Eukaryota, Metazoa, Chordata, Actinopteri, Gobiiformes, Gobiidae.